Exophiala mesophila is the source of this 1388-nucleotide messenger RNA. RefSeq lists its product as uncharacterized. The transcript has a single exon. Gene Ontology annotation, molecular function: GPI-anchor transamidase activity. The record is from RefSeq and is a predicted model, not a curated record. Gene Ontology annotation, biological process: attachment of GPI anchor to protein; protein localization to cell surface; proteolysis. NCBI's taxonomy places the organism in Eukaryota, Fungi, Ascomycota, Eurotiomycetes, Chaetothyriales, Herpotrichiellaceae. Gene Ontology annotation, cellular component: GPI-anchor transamidase complex. The coding region runs from base 97 to 1296 and encodes 399 amino acids.
CUCUCUUUAACGAUAUAAGGACCUUUGUUGUUGUUGGAUGAAGUCUCGGACCUCGUCCAGUAUGAUAGACACACGAUAACACUUUCCAAAACGAGUAUGAAGACGCUCUUCAAUGCGUGGGCGGUCGUCGCCCUCGCCCUCACCCUCUCCCUCACUCUCAACCUGACCUCCGCCGCCCAUACAUCCAACUGGGCCGUUCUCGUGUCAACAUCACGAUUCUGGUUCAACUAUCGUCACCUCGCCAACACUCUCUCCCUAUAUCGCACAGUCAAAAGACUUGGAAUCCCCGACUCCCAAAUCCUCCUUCUUCUCCCUGAUGACAUGGCAUGUAAUCCACGAAACGCCUUCUCCGGCACAGUCUACUCCAACGCCGAUCGCCGCAUGGACCUAUACGGCGAGAACGUCGAGGUCGAUUACCGCGGCUACGAAGUCACGGUCGAGAACUUCAUCCGCCUGUUGACGGAUCGGUGGGAAGAGGGCGUUCCCUCGAGUAAGAGACUACAGACAGAUGAAGGAUCCAACAUCCUGAUCUACAUGACCGGGCAUGGUGGAUCGGAGUUUUUGAAGUUUCAGGACAGCGAGGAGAUUUCAUCUUGGGAUCUGGCAGAUGCGUUCAGUCAGAUGAGGGAGAAGAGGAGAUACAAUGAGAUGCUCUUCAUGAUCGACACCUGCCAGGCAAACACAAUGUACCGACAAUUCUACGCCCAAGGCGUGAUUGCCACGGGUAGCAGCGAGGAAGAUGAGAGUUCGUAUAGUCAUCAUGCGGACAAUGAUGUGGGAGUCGCGGUCAUUGACCGCUGGACAUAUUAUGUGUUGGAGUUUUUGGAGAAGGAAGUCACCGGUCCAACAAGUGACAAGACAUUGGGCGAUUUAUUCGACAGCUACGACGUGGGUAAAAUCCAUUCUAACCCUGGUGUGAGAUGGGAUUUGUUUCCUGGCGGUGAACAGGCUGGUCGUGGACGGAGGGUUGUGGAUUUCUUUGGUAAUGUUCAAAAUGUCGAGAUUCAGGGCAACAAGACCAGUAUGGAACAACUCCAAGAGGAUAUACAGGCGCUGAAAAAGUUGGUGCAAGAGUAUGAUUCUUUUGCCAGGGCUCAAGAAGCGAACCAGACGGACGUCUUAGGGAAGAGGGCGGAACUGCCCGUUGAGAAUCAGAAGACGUCCAAGACAGCACAACCGUCGGUGGGUCGGGUUCAGUUUUCUGACAACCCUUCCCAGUGGUCCAAGAAGGCCGUGGGAGUGUCGGUGUUGUCUGGUCUUGCAGCGUUAUGGUAUUUCGCCCCCAAGACGGUUUGAGAAGGAUAUCAGGGCAUGUAGAACACAAAAUUUUCUCGAGAGGGAAUGGAGAGCAAUGGAUCGUGUCACUCUAGAGAAAGCAGGGUCUAAAU